AUGAGUGAGGAAAAUUUGGGCAUAGCCCAGAAAUUCUGUCGCACAUGUGUAAAACAACUGUGCCAGGAUGACGCCUUCGACAUCUUCCUUGUGCCCGGCCUGGCCAAGAAAUUGUGUGUUUGCACUUCCUUGACCGUGGAGCAACAAGAUGGAUUCCCCACAAACAUCUGUUCCACUUGCUACAAUCGCCUCAACGACUUGCAUGACUUUCAAGCACAAUGCCUCAACGCUGUACAACAAUUCAAGGAGAUGUUGCUGGCCUGCAACAGCGGACACUUUAGCGUUGUAAAUGCCGCUGCUGACCUGGAGGCGGAUGUGGCUUUCGAGGAAUCGGAACACACACACUUUGAUCCACUACUGAAUAGUAAAAUUGAAAUUGAGUACGAUCAGGAUGUGUUCAAGAUGAUAGAAGCUGUCGACAAAGAGUCGGUGGAAGACGAGGAAGAAAGACAAAAAGCAAACGACAGCUUCGAAGACGAGGAUAGUGGGGGCAUUGAAUUCGAAGCUGAUAGCAGCGACUCUGACUACACUUUGCCGCUUUCGAGUCUUAAAGGCAAGGGCAAAGACAUCAAGGAAACCAAGAAAGCUGGAAGCGAUAGUGUUGAGAUCGAAUCAAAGCCUAAGACGCAACGUUUGCUUGAGUGCCACAUUUGCAUGCAGAAGUUCAAGAAAACGUGCAUAUAUCAGGAGCACAUGAAACUGCACGAUGAUCAGCUGCCACAUCAGUGUCCUGUGGAGUCGUGCAAGAUUGGUUUUACAACGCCCAAUGGACUGCGCCAUCACAUCGAACACAUGCACACGGAACUCUGUCAAAUGCUUUCCUGCACGGUGGAAGGUUGCAACAAGCAAUUUCCUCUCAAACGCUCGUUGACGAGACACUUGAGAAUUAUGCAUAACAUGGCCAAGCCCGAGACGCAUCCGUGCUCGGAGUGUGAAAAGGUAUUCCGCUGUCCCAUGGCCCUCAAGAAGCACAUGUACAAACACACGGGCGAGGAGCUGCCCUUUUGUUGUGAUAUAUGUAAGCGACGCUUUGCCACCAGCACCGAACUACGACAUCAUUUGCUUCGCCAUGCGGGGAUCAAGAACUUCAUAUGCACCUAUUGUGGGGUGCGCAAAACCACUAAACAGGAGCUGGACAAUCACAUUCUGACGCACACGAGGGAGAAGAACUUGAAGUGCGAUAAGUGUGAUUAUCUGACGCACUGCAAGCAAUCGCUUUGGAAGCACACACGCGUGGUGCACAUGAAGAUCAAGAAGCACGCCUGCAGCUACUGCGAGAAGACCUUUGGCAAUGCGUAUGCUCGACGUACCCAUGAGAGAUUGCACACGGGAGAGAGUUGCUUCGAGUGCACGAUUUGCAGUCGGAUGUUUCUCUUUGAAAAAACGUUGACAACGCAUUUGAAGACGCAUGAGAAGCGGGAGAAACUGGAGGUGGAGAAAAAAGAGAGGAAGAAGAAAGUGAAGAAAGAGCCGGAGACGGUGAAGAAAUUGGGUGCACGAGUAGAGCGUGUGGACAUAGCACGUUUGGCUGGCACUGUUGUUAAUCCGAUUCCCACGGUGUCGGUGCCACCGCCAAAUUGGGAGGAUGUGGCACAUGUAGAUGGACAGGUCAUUUGUCCGGAAUGUGGCAAAAGCUUUAAUCGGAAGGAGGGCAUGAAGCUUCACUACAAGGUGGUACACCAGAAAGUCAAGGAUUAUAUUUGCCGCUUUUGUAGCAAACGCUUUGGUAGACUACAAUAUCUCAAGGCUCAUGAGAAUAUUCACACCGGAGCAACACCUUUUAAGUGCAAUAUAUGCGACAUGGCCUUUAAGGGAGACUCUGCCCUGUUUGUGCACAAAAAGAGAAAGCAUUGUCCUAAGAUAGCCAAGCCAGCCAAAGUGCCAAAGACGCCCAGGGCUCCCAAACCGAAGCCCCCAAAAUCAGCAAUAGAAUCUCAGCCUACAGAGCGAUGUAAGCGAUCUAAAACUAAACUAAAUAUGCAUCCGAAAAAUCAGAAUCAUGAACAAUUCGAGGAUCCAGCUGCCGAACGAGCGGCAGCCCAGGCUCAGUUGUUUGCCCAUCAGGAGAACAAGAAUGAGAUCAAGUUGAAGGCGGCUGAAGAGACUCAAAAGAUUCAAACGGCGGCACAGGAACAAUUGGAGAUAUUGAAGCGUCUAAGCGAAAAGAUGGCCCUUGAUAGUUUGCCCAGUGUAAAGAAUUGA
This is a messenger RNA of Drosophila sulfurigaster albostrigata, 2202 nucleotides long. RefSeq names its product zinc finger protein 492-like. The transcript has a single exon. Gene Ontology annotation, molecular function: RNA polymerase II cis-regulatory region sequence-specific DNA binding; zinc ion binding; DNA-binding transcription factor activity. NCBI's taxonomy places the organism in Eukaryota, Metazoa, Arthropoda, Insecta, Diptera, Drosophilidae. The record is from RefSeq and is a predicted model, not a curated record. Gene Ontology annotation, biological process: regulation of transcription by RNA polymerase II. Bases 1 to 2202 code for a protein of 733 amino acids. Gene Ontology annotation, cellular component: nucleus.